This is a messenger RNA of Xyrauchen texanus (razorback sucker), 1646 nucleotides long. It is a transcript of the gene clic2, whose product is annotated as chloride intracellular channel 2. The coding region runs from base 175 to 894 and encodes 239 amino acids. The record is from RefSeq and is a predicted model, not a curated record. NCBI's taxonomy places the organism in Eukaryota, Metazoa, Chordata, Actinopteri, Cypriniformes, Catostomidae. The transcript is spliced from 6 exons. Gene Ontology annotation, biological process: chloride transmembrane transport; negative regulation of ryanodine-sensitive calcium-release channel activity. Gene Ontology annotation, molecular function: chloride channel activity.
AGUCUUUUGCUUGAGGGAGACAGCAGAAAGCAAGGGUCUAACUAACAUUCAUCUGUGAAGACUUUACAAUAGUUUACUUAUCUGCUUUUGGGUAUCUUUUGUCUUCUGGUUGCUCUGUGGAAUAUUUUACUGGAGGUCUGGACUAACAGAAGUCUUUUUUUUCUUGCUGUAAAAAUGGCUCUCAGACUGGACUCAGAAAAAGAACCAAGCGUGGAGCUCUUCAUAAAGGCAGGCCAUGAUGGGGAGAACACGGGGAACUGUCCUUUCUGCCAGAGACUCUUCAUGGUUCUUUGGUUGAAAGGAGUCAAGUUUACAGUAACCACAGUUGACAUGAGAAAGAAGCGAGAGGAGUUGAAGGACUUAGCUCCGGGAACCAACCCUCCUUUCCUCCUGUACAAUGGCACCCUGAAGACAGACUUCAUUAAGAUUGAAGAGUUCCUGGAGUCAACCCUUGCCCCUCCCUGCUAUCCUCACCUCAGUCCCCGCUACAAAGAGUCUUUUGAUGUUGGUUCUGACAUUUUUGCAAAGUUCUCUGCUUUCAUCAAGAACAGCUCAAACAAUUCUUUCCACGAAAAAGCCUUGCUGAGAGAGUUUAAGCGUCUGGAUGACUAUAUGAAUACUCCGCUGCAGGAUGAGCUAGAUCAAAACAUUUCUGUAUCUAAAAGGAAGUUUCUUGAUGGCAACCGCUUGACACUGGCAGAUUGCAAUUUGUUACCGAAGCUGCACGUCAUCAAGGUUGCAGCAAAGAAGUACUGUAAUUUUGAUAUUCCAGUUCAGUUCACUGGAGUGUGGCGUUACCUGCAGAAUGCAUAUGAGAGAGAAGAAUUCAGCCAGACCUGUCCAGCGGACAUUGAAAUUGAGAAAGCAUAUCUGAGUGUGGCCAAGAGGAACUGAACUAUAGACUAAACAGUGAAUUUAAGAUAUAAAUAUUUAUAUACAUUUGAAAUAACACAAUAUCCCAUAUUCUUCCCAUAUAGGGCUUGGAGGAGGCAAUAUACAGUAGAAAAAAUAUAAACAGUUAUGAUCAUGGAAAUAAGUUUAUAGCCAUCUACAACAAAAAAGGCAUGCAUAGUUUGUUAAUGCACUUUCAUUGUGCCUGUGAUUCCAGAACCCUAGAUAUGCUAGUAUACUUUUCAUUGACUGCUACUGUUAGUUCAAGUCAUAGAUCUUAUUUUGGAAGCUUUUGGGAUUAUUAUAGAGUCCCUUGCGAAUUAUCUUGAGCACUACAGUCAAUUUGAGCUUUAAACACAGCAUACCAAAUGCUUUCUGUGCAUAGUGUAUAUAUGUAUUUUAUUCAUAAUAUAAGGCAUAUUCGGUUAUCUGUAUACUGUGUAUAUAUAUAUAUAUAUAUAUAUAUAUAUAUAUAAAGAGUAUGUGCUUUUAAUCAAUUGCAAGAAUGAGCUAAAAAAACCUAAAGAUAAGAAAAGUGUUAUCAGCAGUGAAAUCAAGCACAGCAUAGAAGUCAUGUGCCACAAUUUCCAAAGUAAUGGUUGCUUUAUUUUAAUUGUUACUGAGUACUAAGAUGUAUUGAGACACAUUAACAUCACCAUUGUUUAAGAAAGAGAUUAAACUGCUUUUUAUUUUAGAUUUUACUUAAAUAAAACAAAUACUGUAUGCAUAUGACCAGAUUGUUUCCAUCUUUCUCU